AACCACACCCAUCUAGUUAUUAAGUCUUAAGAUGGCUACCAAAACAUAAGAGGUGCAAAGUUCAUCCGUUUAACCUUUCCAGCUUUCCUGUAUCCUUUGUGACGGCUACCUUUGCACUGGUUCCACGUAAUAGAUCACACAAGUCUAUAUAGUAGAAGAGAAGAAGCAGACCUGUCCAUUUUAUCUACUUUGACUGUAGACCAACUAAUUUCUGUUACAGCUUCUUACAUAAUGUCUUCAGAAGGUCCUUCACAUAAACGCUGGGUCCCUCCUCCUCGUCCAGUGGUAGAAGAAUCUAAAUUCUGGCGGAAAGCAAAGCAGAACCCACUCGUACCAAUAGGUUGUAUCGGUACUGUGGGUGUACUUUGUAUGGGUCUCCUCUCAUUCAAGAGAGGGAAUGUGGUCAUGUCACAGAAAAUGAUGCGUCUUCGUGUCUUAUUUCAAGGAGGGACAGUACUUGCUCUUGUAGGGGGCAUAGCCUUAGAGGCUAAAAAUCACUGACCACACCUACAAACUAUUAAUGCUAGCUAUGCUAAUAAUAAUAAUUAAUUUAUCAUAACAUAUUCACUAUCACUCGAUAUUUAUUUUGCUAUGUAGUUGAUUAAUUAAAUUUUUUGAAAUGUUGGAUUCCUCAUUUCCUGUUGACCGUAAA
Molecule: messenger RNA, 652 nt
Organism: Amphimedon queenslandica
Lineage: Eukaryota; Metazoa; Porifera; Demospongiae; Haplosclerida; Niphatidae
Product: HIG1 domain family member 2A, mitochondrial-like
Exons: 2
Coding region: 232-501 (89 amino acids)
Source: RefSeq, a predicted model, not a curated record